AUGAUCUACGACGGUGAUGGAAGUGCGUUCAACUUGACAGGACCGGCCGGUUCUGCUCAGAUUGAGAAGCUCUUCGAGAAAUUCUAUAACUCGCAGAAGAAGGCCCACAUCCCCACUGCCUUCGACGGCCGAUCCGACUACGACGGCUUCAUUUCGCGAGGCAUCCCCUCUGGUGGUCUGUUCACUGGAGCCGAGGGCAUCAAGACGCAGAAGGAGGCUGAGAUGUUUGGCGGUGAAGCUGGUGUGGCUUACGAUGUCAACUAUCAUGCGGCUGGGGACAACACAACCAACCUCAACCACGAGGCUUUCCUGCUUAACACCAAGGCCACAGCAUAUGCCGUGGCUACCUAUGCUCGAGAUGUCUCCUCAAUCCCUAAGCACAAUGCUACCAAGACCCGUCGCUCGAUCUACAAGCGGUCCCCUUCUGCUCACGUGCACACGAAGAACACCGGGUGCUUCCACUCUCUGGUCUCGAUCUAG
This is a messenger RNA of Penicillium oxalicum, 480 nucleotides long. RefSeq lists its product as uncharacterized. The record is from RefSeq and is a predicted model, not a curated record. The coding region runs from base 1 to 480 and encodes 159 amino acids. The transcript has a single exon. NCBI's taxonomy places the organism in Eukaryota, Fungi, Ascomycota, Eurotiomycetes, Eurotiales, Aspergillaceae.